Messenger RNA from Gavialis gangeticus (Gharial), 4784 nucleotides. RefSeq names its product RNA polymerase II associated protein 2 (gene RPAP2). The record is from RefSeq and is a predicted model, not a curated record. The coding region runs from base 34 to 1857 and encodes 607 amino acids. The transcript is spliced from 12 exons. Gene Ontology annotation, cellular component: nucleus; cytoplasm. NCBI's taxonomy places the organism in Eukaryota, Metazoa, Chordata, Crocodylia, Gavialidae. Gene Ontology annotation, molecular function: RNA polymerase core enzyme binding; RNA polymerase II CTD heptapeptide repeat phosphatase activity.
GAGACCGAGAGGCGGGUCUAGACGAGCGCAGUGAUGGCGGCGCGGGAGAAGCCGCGGGCCAGGUCGGGCCGCAGGCGCCCAGGAAAUAAGCAAUCAAGUGCUUUGAAAAAUGAAGAUGCAGCACAAAGGAAAGUGGCACUUGAGGCUGCUAUUAGAAAGAAAAUUGAAUUUGAGAAAAAAGCUUUGCAUAUUGUUGAACAACUCCUGGAAGAAGAUAUUACAGAAGAGUUUCUUCUGAAUUGUGGGAAACUUAUUACCCCAUCUCACUAUAAGGAUGCUGUGGAUGAGCGGACUAUCAUCAAACUGUGUGGCUAUCCCUUAUGUCAAAAUAAGGUAGAAAAUGUGCCCAAACAGAAGUAUAGAAUUUCAACAAAAACAAACAAAGUUUAUGACAUCACUGAAAGGAAGUGUUUUUGCAGCAAUUUUUGUUACAGAGCAUCUAAAUAUUUUGAAGCUCAAAUUUCUAAAUGUCCAGUGUGGAUGCGAGAAGAAGAAAGACCACCAGACAUAGAGCUGCUAAAGGAAGGGCAAAGUGGCCAGUCUGGGGAAGAAGUAAAACUCCGUGAUGAAGUCAUUAGAGUCUCAGACAUUGAAAACCCUAUGCUGUCAAGCCAGUGUGAAUCUGGCUCCCCUAGUAUACACAGUGACAGCAGCAGUGAUACUGAGCUUGAAUUUGUUUCCUCUAUUCUACCAAGAAAUCAGUCCGGCACACCCAGUGGGACACAGAUAUCUCAAAAAAAUAUACUCAGCAAGAAGCAUGAUCAGGAAGUAUAUUCCAAGCUUGGAGGUGAAGAUUCUGGAGUGAUAGAGGCCACAGAACAAUUGAGUACAUGUAAAUUAGAUUCCCUGGGAAAAAAAAGUACUUGUUCAGUUACGUUUCACAAUAAACUAACUGAUAUUUCUUCAAAGAAUGUUAUGCUUGAAAAUGGAAAUGUUUCAGAAAGCUGUGAAAAUAGCUGUAGUAGUUCACAUGUAGUGUUUCUAGGUGUGAGCAAAAAGGGGGCAGAACAACUGAAAAGAAUACUUACUAAAUCAAAGCAGCAUAUCAAACCUACAUUGAGAGCACCAGUUAAUUCCCUUGCUGCUAAAGGCAAUUUAUUAGAAGUUCUUAAGCAAACUUUUAUUGAAUGGAGGACUGGCGAAACCUUAACAUUUCUCUAUGGUUCAAAAUAUGUUCCUGUACACUUACCAGAAUGCACGUUGGCUGUCGCCUGUGAGAGAGAAGAACUUGAUGAGGAUGACAUAGAGACAGCUGAUGACCUUAAUAAUGAUACCACUAUGUGGAAAUCUAAAAACACUUUGCCUUUUGCAAGUUCAGAUGGAGUUGUUAAACCUUUGCCUAGUUACAAAAAGUUAAAAGAAGAAAUUGAGCUAUUAGAACUAAAAGUAAAAGAGUUCUAUAAAGGAAAGUACAUCUUGGCUGAAGAAACAGCAGCAGAAGUUCAUGAGGAAGAAUAUUUUAGCAGCCAUAAAGAUAACCAGGAGGAUGAUCCCACCUUCCCACUAAUAGAUUCUAAUGCGCAAAUGCAGAUUCGAAAGCGGAUUGUACUUGAAAGGCUAAGAAAAGUAUUGCCUGCAGUGCUGGGCCCUCUUCAGAUUACACUAGGUGAAGUUUACACGGAAUUAAAAAGUCUUGUCUCAACUUUUAGGUUAACAAACAUAAAUAUUAUUCACAAAAUGCCUGAAUGGACCCUGAUUGCCAUUGUAUUGUUAUCAGCUGGAUUGUGGUGCUUGUCAUCAGCAGCUGUCUGGUCAUCACAGCCCCAGGAAAGACUCUAUGUAGUCCAGGCUAGGAGGCUGCUGAAACCAACCCUCCCUUACCUCAUGGAUAGAAAGAGGACUUUUACAAGCAUGUAAUCUGGCAGUGAUCUGGCCCCGUGAUUGAACAGUAGCCAUGUUAUUCCUAAAGCCAAACAAUGGGCUAGCAUUAGCAACAACUUAAGUUAAUUGCUUAUAUCCCACACUUAAAUAUAUGAUUAUAUUAUGAGGGCUCUUAAUGUAAAAAUAACGUGGGGGUAUCAGGAGAAAUAAAAAUAUGAGUAAGGGGAUGUCAAGACUACACAUCAAAAUAACUGUUAGGGUCCCAAGAGUGGGGUGUAUAUGUGUUUGGAGGGGUAGGGGGACAAGGGUUGUUUAAGUAAUAGAGCUCUAUUUCAUGCAGUAGAUACUUUUGCUAACAUGACUUGUUAAUUCAAUAGUGGAUUUUUUGGUUCAUUUUCAGAAUAUCCUUAAUACCUUCUGGCAUCUGUAAAUUCUACUUUGCUUUUGGCCAAGUUUCUAUUCUUAUUGGUGUCUUGAAUUUUAACAGGAUGUGAUUACUGUUAGUAGACCAUUGCAUGACAUUCUCCUUCAUUUGUUUAAAGUAUGUGAGUAAUACAUUAUCACUGUGUAUCAAAUAUAAGAUAUUAUGUUAGUAGCAUGAACUCUCUGUUGGACAUCUAGAUUCAUACAAAAAAAAUGCUGCAAAAAGGAAUGGCCAAUCUGAAAAUCCAGCCGGAGGCAUUUGCAUCUUAUUUAUUACAUACAAACAUGCUGUAUUUCUUAAAUGUGCUUCCUUAGACUAAAUGUAGACAUCCAGUGAAGAGAUUGCAUUCAGGUAUCUUUAAACUCUUUCUAAGAUUAAGUAGACUUUUAAAAUUGAUUUGCAGGCCAAAAGCCUUGUUUAGUAACUUAAGUUAUGAUUGCUUGCAACAUCGCCCUGUCUGAACAUUUACUUUCUGAAUUUUAUGUUUUAGCCAGCUGCUUUCUAAUGCAAUGUAAAAUACAAUACUGAAUGGUAGAACCUCUUCCCAAAAGGUCUUUGCUUGAUCUCGAAUGAAGUGGAUAAAUAGAUACAUAUAUGGUAUUUCAAGAAGAAGAGUGGAGAACAAAGUAUAGAAGAUUAGUUGCCACACAAGCAUGGACACUUGCUGUUUUUAGUGUAUACCCCUGGUACAGACUAAUGGAAAGCUUUCAAGAUAUUCUCAAAAACAUCUGCUUUCAUCUUAUUUAUCUGAACUGGCUGGUUCCAGUGAACUGUGGUCAGUUUUAUCUGCAAAGCCUAUGCAGCAUCCCCCUCCCCACCUCCCCUCAGGCCCCCGCCCCUCCCAAAAAAAGCUUUAGCGCAUUUCAGAAUGUUCUGGGAUUAGAGUAUAAGCAUCAGGAUGCAGUAUUUAAACUCAACAUGAUGACAGUCGCUAAACAAAAAACAUCUUUAGAUGUGUGCAGCCACUUUAGGUAAAUGUAUCAUGUGGAGAUGUACUCUAGAGAUUUGCUCUCUGAAAAAUGAUGGCAGUACAGGAACUGAAGAAUCUGCAUACUAGUAUCUGUUGUUAUUACUUUGCAAGCUAUAGCCUAUCUAUUGCUUAAAAUUGAAAUCUAUACAUUGCUUCCAAUGGGCUUCAGUUAUUGAUAAUUCUGCUGAAUUUGUUUAAACAUUGUAAUCUUCAUAUGUGAAAAUUUAAAAGAUAUUAAACACAAAUAUCUGCGCGAUGCCAAAGUAAAGUAGUUCCCUUAUUCUGCAGAUUGGUUUUCCUGUGAGUAGGCAAUCAUAUUUGUUUAGUUUAAUGAAAAACGUAAGCUUUUAGUCCUGUUAUGCCUGUAGAGAGUCAGUGCACCUUAGACAAACAGCUGAAAGCUUAUUUUGGUUAACAGUCCUGCUGAUGAUGGAUAAUGAGCCAAAUUCCAACUAGAAAAAAAAAUUCUGUUAAAAUGGAUCUUGUUGUUGUUGUUCCUAGUUUUAAUUGUUUGACGGGCCAAGAGUUUAAAAUGUUCUUUUGCUUUUUCCUGAUUUAAUGACAAAUUAAUGCCACAGUGCCAUCUCUACAGCAUAAUUUUUCGUCAUUCUGAUUUACUGUGUAAAAAACCCCAACUCUUUCUCCAAGUUAUGCUAAGUAAAUGUAUGUUUUCUUCCAUUUUUCUCCUCUCCUUGAUUAAUGGAUUAUAACUUUUCAGUUAACAAAAUGCAGUCGAUAUUUUUUUUUGAUAAACAGGUCUUACUGCUAUUUGCCUUAUAAGCAAAUUCAGUUCAGCUUAUUCAUCUUAAAUCAGUAGUCUUUACUGUACUUCCUUUUAACACUGUUCAGAUAUUACUUGGGAAAAUAUGUGCAGCACAGAAACUUAUGCAGGUAGGGCUUUUACUUUUGCUAAUUGUGGAUUUAAUUGUGAAGUAUAGCCUUCAUUAAGUUAAUUAGAUUAACCUAUAUUAAAAUAAGUACAAAAAAGAAACUAGAAGUUAACACAGUUUAGAAGAAGGAGCAGUUGCUUUUUCCCCCCCUAAUAUAAGUGGCCUCACUUGUCGUCUGGGAAAAAGAUUUACAAAUUUUAUUGUUAUGCAUAACUGCAAUCUAAAUUUAAAUAUACAGCUAAAUUUUUUUUAAUUCAGCAUUCCCAGGAGACUUCUAAAUGUGCCAUGUAUGAUACAAGGCUCAAAUAUAUUUAAUAUGCAGCCUUCCCCUGUACAUUUUAUGGAGACAUAAAUAAGUUUACCACUACUUUAAGAUAUCAUCAUAGUCACUGGCUUCAUCAGUCAAGGAGAAGAGCACAGGAUACCUUCUAGAGCUCCUGGUUGCACAGGUAAAUGUGUCCAGGUAUAGACUGCAUUUUCUUAUGCACCCAUUAGUUCUGCUACUCAGUGCAGGAGAAAGGUGGAGCUGUGGCCUCCUUUUAGAUGUCUUGAACCUAAAAACUAUCUUGGAGGGGAAAGCUAAUGUGUACAUGCGUGCAGGAAUGCAGGACCUGUGAUCUAGGGCUGUGUGAAGCUUCAGUCCCUGAUUUGAUUCGGCUCAAUUUGGUGGCCAAAUCUC